This is a messenger RNA of Arachis stenosperma, 1144 nucleotides long. RefSeq lists its product as uncharacterized. Bases 21 to 1040 code for a protein of 339 amino acids. NCBI's taxonomy places the organism in Eukaryota, Viridiplantae, Streptophyta, Magnoliopsida, Fabales, Fabaceae. The record is from RefSeq and is a predicted model, not a curated record. The transcript has 9 exons.
UCUCUUCUGAUUUUGUGUUCAUGGCUUCAACAAUUGCAACCGCUACAAUCCCUUUCUCUUUCCUCAAAAUUCAGUGCCUUUCACAGCCUCAACUUUUCACUAGAAUCCCUGUCACUUCUUCUUCUUCCGUUGCAUUGAGAUGGAGCUGCGAUUCCAAGCGCGUUCAUGCAAACGCUGUUUCCACCGAGAGGGAAGGAUCGCAAAACGCUGUGAGCGACAAGGAACUCGUUGAAAUUCGGAGUUCGGAGUCAAAGGAAAAUCGCCAAAGCACGCCAGCGUCUUCAAAACUUGUUCUCGUUGUUGGAGGCUCUGGAGGAGUUGGGCAGCUGGUAGUAGCAUCAUUGCUUCAGCGGAAUGUUAAGUCACGCUUGAUACUUAGAGAUCCUGAGAAAGCCACAGCACUGUUUGGUAAACAAGAUGUGGAUAAAUUGCAGGUAGUCAAAGGCGACACAAGGAAGCAGGAAGAUUUGGAUCCAUCCAUGUUUGAGGGAGUUACGCAUGUGAUUUGUUGCACAGGAACAACUGCUUUUCCUUCCAGACGGUGGGAUGAUGAUAAUACACCAGAAAGAGUUGAUUGGGUGGGAGUGAAGAAUCUAGUUUCUGCAUUGCCUUCAUCAGUGAAGAGAGUUGUUCUUGUGUCAUCAAUAGGUGUGACUAAGUCCAAUGAAUUGCCGUGGAGCAUUAUGAAUCUAUUUGGUGUUCUUAAGUAUAAGAAGAUGGGAGAGGAUUUUCUUCGGAGUUCUGGUAUUCCAUUCACCAUAAUCAGACCUGGAAGAUUGACUGAUGGACCAUACACAUCUUAUGAUUUAAAUACUUUGCUCAAAGCAACAGCUGGAGAACGACGAGCAGUUCUUAUAGGUCAAGGAGAUAAAUUAGUUGGAGAGGCCAGCAGAAUUAUUGUUGCUGAAGCUUGCAUACAGGCAUUAGAUCUUGAAGUCACGGAGAACCAAGUAUAUGAAGUCAACUCUGUUGAGGGUGAGGGUCCUGGAACUGAUGCUCAGAAGUGGCAAGAACUAUUCGAAGGUGCGCACUCCCAAUAACUAGAAUUGCAAGUAAAUUUUAUACCAUUUGGAACAUGUAUAUGUUGCAGACCAAAAAUAAAGAGAAUGUAUAUAUAUAUCAUAAUUAGCGAGUUCAACAUCAA